GUGACAGACCUGCCCCAGGGGCCUGGCCAGAUGGCCGAGGGAGUCACCAGGGAGGGCUGAGCUGCUGCACACGGCCGUCCGUCACCCGCGGAAGCUGACGCUCAGAGAGGCCCACGGUUGGCCCUACGUCACAGACACGACCCGGUACCCGUGUCAGUCGUGCCCUCUAAGCGGGUGAAGCACACCUCACCCACCCCGGGCCCCUGCUGCGCCCGGCCGCGCCUGAACUUUCAUCACCCCAACUGGAAGCCCGUACCCAUUACGCACACAGCCCACCCUGGCCCACCGCAGACCCCUCCCCCAUCUCAGGCCCAGGCAGCAGCUGCCUGGCCUUCUGGCGGCAGGCAGAUGACUAAUGCCUCGGGGCUCCUGGGAGCCCCCCCGCAGGCCGUGCCCGCCAGGCCGCAGGUGGACCGCGUGGGGAACAGCUCCCAGGGCACCUCCCAGCUCUUCCUCACCACGGCGCUGGCCCGCGGCGUCUCGGGCGUCUUCGUGUGGACCGCCCUGGUGCUCACCGGCCACCAGAUCUACCUGCACCUGCGCUCCUACACCGUCCCCAGCGAGCAGCGCCACAUCAUCCGCCUGCUCUUCAUCGUCCCCAUCUACGCCUUCGACUCCUGGCUCAGCCUCCUCCUCCUGGGGGGCCACCAGCACUACGUCUACUUUGACUCCGUGCGGGAUUGCUACGAAGCCUUUGUCAUUUACAGCUUCCUGAGCCUCUGUUUCCAGUACCUGGGGGGCGAGAGUGCCAUCAUGGCUGAGAUUCGGGGAAAACCCAUCCGGCCCAGCUGCUUCUAUGGCACCUGCUGCCUUCGGGGCAUGUCCUACUCCAUCGGGUUUCUGCGCUUCUGCAAGCAGGCCACGUUGCAGUUCUGCAUUGUGAAGCCCAUCAUGGCCUUGGUCACCAUCGUCCUGCAGGCGUUCGGCAAAUACCACGACGGGGACUUCAACAUCCACAGCGGUUACCUCUACGUCACCCUCAUCUACAACUCCUCCGUGAGCCUGGCCCUCUACGCCCUGUUCCUUUUCUACUUCGCCACCAGGGAGCUCCUGCAGCCCUUUGAGCCUGUCCUCAAGUUCCUCACCAUCAAGGCCGUCGUCUUCCUCUCUUUCUGGCAGGGGAUGCUGCUGGCCAUCCUGGAGAGGUGUGGGGUCCUCCCUGAGGCCCAGGUCAUCGAGGGGAGCAGGGUGGGGGCCGGCACGGUGGCCGCCGGCUACCAGAACCUCGCCAUCUGUAUCGAGAUGUUCUUUGCCUCCGUCGCCCUGCGCUACGCCUUCACCUGCCAGGUGUACUCGGAGAAGAAAGAGCGCUCGCCAGCCCCCACGGCGCCCAUGCAGAGCAUCUCCAGCGGCCUCAGGGAGACCGUGAGCCCGCAGGACAUCGUGCAGGACGCCAUCCACAACUUCUCGCCCGCCUACCAGCAGUACACGCAGCAGGCCACGCACGAGGCCCCGGGACCCGGCCAGGGCAGGGACCCCUUGCCCAGCACCCACCCUGGCAUGGAUGGUGGCUGCGGCGGGGGCAGGAAGAGCCGCAACGUGGAGAAGAGGAUGCUGAUCCCCGCGGAGGAGAUGUAGGGGGGCCCCGAGGUCAGCGGCCGCCUGGCUGGGGUCAGUGGUCCAGGCCGCUGGGAAAGGACAGGGCCCCUCACCCACCGACCGUCUUGCCAAAGGUCAGGCCUCUCCUGGGAGCCUCCUGCUAGGCCCGUGGAGCCCACUGCCCAUCCCGCCUCUGGCCAGUGGAGCGGGUCGCUUGGUAGCCCUGCCAGGCGCCCCGGGGCCGCACCAUCGCCUGGUGGGCCCUCGGCCUCAGAAGAGGGCACCUGAGUCUACCUGACAAGCCCAGGGACCUGCCAGGCUCACUCGGCCGUCGGCUCAGGUGGCCUCCCUGGAUGGACAGCUCCCGGGCAGGGCUGGGCAGCCCGGAGCUGCAGGCCUUGCAGGCAGGAGGGCUCCGCACAGAGUGCAGGGGGUGGGGUGGCCCCGUGGCGGAAGGGCCGGUGUGGCUGCUGGGAGUCUGGGAGGGGCUGGGGCCACCGGUGGACGGCUCUGGCUUCCUGGUGAACUGCACUUAUUUAUGCAUAAACAGCCUCGGUUUUCUAGUGAUUCUAGUGGCCUGUGUUCCUGCAGGGUCAGUGCUCUAAUGAAUGGACCACAGUGAGGCGGACAGGUGAGACCCAUCGUGCGAAGUCUGGGUGCAGCGGGGAGGGUCCCCGUCCACUCUGGGGCCGCGGGCCACAGUAGCAGCUGAGAGCGGGCAAGCAACAAGCUCGGACUAGAGCCGGAAUGGCUUGCCCCGCCGUGCGCACGGCUGUGCGGUCCGGAGCCUUGGCUUCCCCAGUUCAAGGCCCGGUGCCAGCCCCGCCCGAGGAGGGGGCUGGUGCCCGGGAGCCUGGGACCCAGGAGGUGGAACAGGACAGGGGGAAUGAGGGUGGGCCCUGGACGUUGGGGGGCCCCGCGUGGGGAGGGGGCGGCAGCGGGUUGUGAGCCUUGGUCCGUCCAGUGUGUCUGGGGCGCUCAGUAGGGUGGGGCGGGAGCCGGGGAAAGGUGCCGGGUGGUGCGCCCGCGGGCAGGCGUGCGGAGCUGGCAGCGCUGCGGCAGGAAGGCCCGGGCACCACCCAGCCACGACCUCCCACGCCUCCCGGCCGCUGGCUCCCACGUCACCCAGGGAGAGAGGGAAAGGCGCUGAGGGUCUCAGAGAGACUCAGCAGGGCAGGAACCAGCCUACGGUUUCCAGGGCAGAGUGGGGUCACCCCUGUCCCCUUGUUCCCUGGGCCUGGGGCACGGGACUCAAGGCCAGCGGCCUCUCCCAGGGCCCAGCCCGGCUGCCUGAUAAGAUAGGCCGGCCUCCUCCCUGCCGCCAGCUGGGAGGUCCCCCAUCUGCCUUACCGCGCACUCUGCGGCUGGCAGGCCCAGCUCGGGCCCCCACAUCUGUCAGCUGGUUUGUGAGCGGCCACGGGGCCCCCAGAGACCCACUGACCCAGGAGGGAGGUUUUCUGGAGGCUGAGAGGCCCUGCAGUGAGCCAGGGGAGGCGGUGCUGCCCCAAGGCCCUCGUCUGGAGGCGCCCUGCUUUGGGGCCUGAGUUGCCCAAGGCUGUGUACCCAGAGGGCAUGUGGGCCAGGGCCGCCUUCCGGAGACCCCGACACAGUGUGCGGUCCUGGGGUGCUCUCAGGCGGGCCUGGCGCUCUGGGAGCACCCGCCGUGUGCCAAGGACCGGGUCAGCAAUGUCACACACACACAAUCCUCACGACAGCCCCGGGCGGGUGGCCGGGGCCCAGGGAGGUUGAGCCACUUGGCUGAGGUCACGGAGCUGGCAAGAGGGGCUGCUUGCCCACUGGUCCCAGCCCCACAGGCCCCUCUGCCCGUGGCCAGGCUCUUCUGAUGUAGCAAAGUCAAGCAGUGAGGACAACACACCUGCAGGAGGGACAGAGCCUCAGAGCAGGUCAGAGGGGCUGCCGGCCUCACGGGCCUGGCCCUGCUGACGGGGAAGCGUGGGUGCUCCGAGGAGGGGACCGCGGGCCACCUCUCCAUCUCUGACAAAAACCUGGCUCCGGAACCCAGGCCGCACUGCGUGGGGCCAGGGGUGGCCACGGAGGCCGGUUGUCUCACCCACAUGCUCUGGCUUCGGUGUUCUCACCUGUGAAAUGGCCCCAGCGGUCCAAGCCACAGGGUGGCGGCCCCCAGAGCAGCUGAGCGGCCUGGGUGCAGGAACCCUUUAACAACCUCCCUGGAGCCCAGAGCCGGUCAGGGUCUGUGCCUCCCCAGCCUGCACCCAGAGGCUGCUGCCAGCUCUGGUCUCAGGGACACACCCAGGGGGCUCCCGGGAGCAGCAGGCCGGGGUGCGGGCUCUCCCGGGGCUGCUGCAGGGGUCUGCUCAGCUGGGGGAAGACAGCGAGCGAGCCGCUCGGGGUGACAGUGACCGCGCCGUGCCGAGUGCGUCCGUCCCCGCACCUGAUUCCGCAGGAGGGAGCUCGGGGACUGGGGGGCAAGGAGCCGGCGGAGGCCACACGGAAGCUGGGGGUGGGGCUCAAAACCAGUGGCUGGCGCUGAAGCACAGGCCCUUGGUUACAAAGUGCCACCCUGGUCAGCCCGGCAGAGGUGGGGCGGGAGGGCUGCCAGUGUUCAGAACCCCCAACAAGCAGCACAUCUCCUUGCAAGCUUGACCCUCCUUCAGAGGCCAAGGCCAAGUGCUGACCCACCCGACCCUGCAAGGUCAGUGGGGUAAGAAGGGGGCAGCAUCCCGAGGACAGGGCACCCCCUCCCCCGCCAGCAGGCCCAGGUUGGCCGGGCCCCUGGCUCUGGCUUUCAGGAGAGUCUGCUUACUGGCUUUGCCCCCGGACCCAGGCAGACCCCAUCUCUCCCACCCGCCGCGAGCUCACCUUAGAGCCCCAGCCAAGAGAGCCGCCCGGGGAAGGGGGGGCCGCGUCCACCGACAGGGGCUCCUGAUCAGGGCAGUAGGGGCCUCGGGAACUCCACCCACCACUCAGAAAGGGAGCCCGCCUGCCUCCACCUGCCUGAGCCCUCCGCGCGCAGCCCUGGAGACCCACUCACGAGCAGCAUCCGACAGUGACCCCGCCCCCAGGGGGGCUACAGCCACGGGGGCUAGGAUGGGGGGGGGUGGCGCAUGCAUUGGCCCACAGCCCUCCGGGCCGGGGAAGGAGGGAGGGUUGGCCCAAAGCACCAACCGUGCAGCAAGACAACGUGAAACCAGAAAACUCUUUAUUGAAAGGUACAAAAGCGCCAUGGCAGAGAUGUACAGCAAUAAAUUAGGUGUGGCCGGGAGGGGACGGGCGGGCGUGGGCCGCACGUCACACCACAGGGGCCGCGACAUAGGGUCUCUUCUCAAUAAUUUAUACCAUGAUAAAAGCA
Molecule: messenger RNA, 4870 nt
Organism: Balaenoptera musculus (blue whale)
Lineage: Eukaryota; Metazoa; Chordata; Mammalia; Artiodactyla; Balaenopteridae
Gene: TMEM184A
Product: transmembrane protein 184A
Exons: 12
Coding region: 349-1578 (409 amino acids)
Biological process (GO): transport
Cellular component (GO): early endosome membrane
Molecular function (GO): transporter activity
Source: RefSeq, a predicted model, not a curated record